AUGAAGCACGGGGAGUCGGGGAUGGCAAAGGAACCCUGUUUCAAGUACCCGAUAGUUCCGGGGAUGGCUGGGACCAAUGAGUUGGCUACGGUUCAUCUUUUUCAAGAGAACACUCCAUCUGUUGUUUACAUAACCAAUCUCGCCAUCAGGCAGGAUGCUUUUACAUUAGAUGUGCUGGAGGUACCACAAGGAUCUGGGUCAGGUUUCGUUUGGGAUAAAGAUGGUCAUGUUGUCACCAAUUAUCAUGUGAUUCGUGGUGCAUCUGAUCUCAAAAUGGGAAUGAAUAUAUCUAUAGAUGUGCAAGGAUCCGACAAUCCUAUUCCACUUUCACCGCAAUGGCUUCUUUCAAAGCCAGGGGAGAGUAAGCUUGGAAUAGGAACUAUGGAAAAUCAUCCUGCUCCAUAUCCAGCUCAUAGAGGCCGGUCCGAAUUCAUGAAGCCAUUGGGAAAUGGCGAGGGUAUGCAUGAUACCCCAAAGAAGAAUGCUUUUAGGCCAUCCUUACUUGAUAUGGAAAAUGGUCGGCGAGACCACUGGCGUGAUGAAGAACGAGAUACCCAUUCAACUGUGCGCAAAGAUCACUGGAGGGAUGGUGAUAAAGAGCUUGGUGACAACCGCAGGGUGGACCGAUGGACGGAUAACUAGCCUUCAAAACAAUUUGGAGAAGCACACUGUGCACCCAUUGAGCGGUGGACUGAUUUAGGUAACAGGGACUCAAACUAUGAUCAAAAGCAUGAGAGCAAAUGGAACACGCGCUGGGGGCCUGAUGAUAAAAGCAAUGAAAGGUUACGGGAUAAGUUUGUCGACUCUGGAAGAGAUGGCGAUAUGCCUCUUGAAAAAGGAUUGUCUUAUCUUUCUAGUCAUGGAAAGGAUGUGAAGGAGGGUGAUCACUAUCGGCCAUGGAGAUCCACCUCUUCUCAAAGUCGAGGAAGGGGCGAGUCUCCUCAUCACCAAACACUAACUCCAAGCAAGCAGGCUCCCACGUUUUCUUUCAGCCGGGGACGUGGAGAAAGUCAUCACCCUUCAACACUUUCUGCUGGCCAUGGAAGGGGAAGUUCUGGUGGAAACUCAGGGGCUAGUAUACCUCCUCAUCAAACACUAGGAAUCAUAUCUGACAAGGGUGAAAUUGACCAUGAGGAGCCAUCCCAUUUAAGAUAUAGUAGGAAAAAAUUGCUUGACUUAUAUAUGAGGACUGACAUAAGGGUUUGCCAAGAACUCGUUGAAGAGCUUGUAUCAGUGCCUUCCCUUACACAGGAUGAACCAUUGGAACCUCUAGCCCUUUGUGCUCCUAAUCCUGAUGAAAUGCUUGUUCUAAAGGGAAUUGACAAAGGGGACAUAACAAGUAGUGGUGCUCCACAAAUGUCCAAAGGUGGGCCUGUUGGCCGGAACGCUACAGAGUUUACUCAAUCAAGACCAAACAAGAUUGGCAGUAGAGAAGAUUUACGUAGAGAAGAUUUACCAAGUACUGUUGAUGAUUCUAAAGAGGAGAGGUCUGCUAUUCCAAACAGCAGUUAUUCACAGCUUGAAAAGCAUAAGGGAUACCCAGAUACUAUAUUCAAAUUCGAAGCUAUGGAGAACAGGGGUCCUUUCAGAAGGGAUGAAGAGCUGCCUAUAGAUAGGGAAUCAAGUAUACAAGUAACACAUUCUGUUAAUCCUGGCACAAUGUGGCGAACCUCUUCAUUUGGAGAACAAUCACCUGCUGCUAAACAGGACUGGAAGGAGAUCCCAAAUGGUGUUGGGUCAAGAACCCCUGGCAUGAGCUGGUCAACACUUCGGAAUGAUAUGAUUGACCAACGGGAAAGUAAUGUGAUGAAUUCAUCCUAUUCUAGAGGUGAACCAAAUUGGCAAUCUAGCGUGGAUCCUAUCCUUAAGAGGCAACCAUCCGGAGUUUUGGACAGGGAACAUGAGCCCAGGAAGCUGCCUGCUCCUGAGGACCUUAUCCUUCACUACAAAGAUCCUCAAGGUGAAAUUCAAGGCCCUUUUUCAGGGAUUGAUAUCAUGGGUUGGUAUGAGGCAGGAUAUUUUGGGAUAGAUUUGGAAGUUAGGCUUGCAGGUGCACCAAAGGACUCUCCAUUUUCCUUACUUGGUGAUGUGAUGCCCCACUUACAAUCUAAAGCACGGCCACCACCUGGAUUUGGUGUGCCAAAACAGGGUGAACUAUCAGAUUUUUCGAGCAGAUCUAAUUUCAGUAGCCUUGGGAAAUAUCAUACUGGUGCAAGUGAUAUUGAUAGAAUCGGAAAUGAGCCGAGGCCAGCAACAGAAGCUGAAAAUAAGUUUUUGGAGUCACUAAUGUCUGGCGGCUUAAGCAACCCAUCCCAAGGUUGGGUUUUACAUACAGACACAAUCUAUUAUUUAUUUAUAACAUAUAUAUUAACUGCCUACCUAAUGUCUUUGGUUUCAAAGCCAGAUAUCAUCUCCGAGUCACCUACAGCUCAAGCAAAACUCCUCACGUCAUUGACUGACAACACCCUUCCACCACCUCAUUCACAAGCUGCUGAUUUGAUGUCCAUCCUCCAAGGAUUACCUGACCGGUCUGCUCCUGCAGUAAAUGAUAGUGUUGGGGGUUGGUCAAAUUUCCCUGCACAAGGUGCAUUGGAUCCUCUUCAAGUUAAGAUGGGUUUACAUCAUGCUCAAAAUUUUCCUACCCAAGCGCCCUUCGGGAUCCAGCAACAGAUGCCACAAACACCGACUCCACCUUCCUUGACUAAUUUGCUUGGUCAAACCAUGGAUAAUCCAUCUGGCAUUUAACCUGAAAAUCUUAUCUCCUCAACUUUAUCUCAAGACUCCCAACUGUUAAAUGUGUUGCAGCAGCCCCAGACACCAGUGCAACGAACACAACAGAUGUUGCUUCUUGAAAAGAUCAUGUUGCUUAAGCAGCAACAGAGACUGGAGGAACAACAAAAGUUGCUACGGCAACAACAAUUGCUCUCACAGGUUUUGCAAGAACAUCAAUCCCAGCAGCAUUUUGGUGAACCCUCUUAUGGACACCUGAAUACAAUUCCAACGGGGAAUUCAUCCAUGGAUCCCAGUCGACUUCAGCCAUCAUCACAAGAAAUCCUUCAGAUUGGUUCGCAGAUCCCAGGAACCCAAGAUGAACAUGCCUUUAACUUAAUGAAUAUGGCACCACAAGUUUCCCGGGAUACAAGUUAUACUGUUAGUUCUGAAUCCCCUUCUGUGCUUGUACCAAAUGAGAUGCUCAGUAGUAUCAGUUUUGAGAAGAGCUUGGGGACUAAUACACCAGAACUAGUAAAUGGCAUCCAGCAGUCUUUGCCAGUGACAACUGUUGAAAAAUCACUGUCAUUGGAAGCAAACACAUCCUCCCAGGAGGCUUCUCUUGUUAAAGAGCCACUCCUUGCUUCCGACUGCCAUGCUGUUACUGUAGAGCAGCCACAGAACUAUGCUCAGAAAAUUGAUGAAAUUGUACCAGCUGUACCCCUUGUGAAUGAUGCAAGUUGUGGAAACUUGGAGCACCAUGAAACUGCUACUGCUAGAACUUGUAAAACUGAUGCACCUAAUGAGGAUGUUCGGCCUACUGCUGCUAUCGAAGAACUGAAAGUUCAAAGAGGAAAAAACAAUAACCAGCCUUCUGUGGUGAGAGAAGUUAAGAAUGUUGAAGCUCACGAGGUGAGAAAAACUUCAGAAAAGAAGUCCAGAAAGCAAAAGGCUAGUAAAACACAAACCUCUGACCUUGCAAAGGGACUUUCAAAGGCAUCCUCUUCGGUGCAAAUGAAACCACCUGAAACUGAAGCACCAGUUGUUGUUGAGACUAACAGUACUGGGUAUAACAUUGAUGUGAUGUCUUCAGGAAAGGCAGAAGAUAUCAAGUCCAGUAUUUCCCCCAUAGAUUCUCCCAAUCCUAAAAGCUCUUCAGCUGCUAACAUUGCUGUGGUCGAUGAUGAAACCAAAGAGCUAAAGGGUGAGUCCCAACUUUCUGGUUCUUUCCCAGUGCAGAAACCAACUACACGGCCUGCGGAAAGUGCUUGGAAACCUGCUCCUGGCUUCAAGCCAAAGUCAUUAUUGGAAAUCCAAUUGGAAGAACAGAGGAAGGCUCAAACGGAGAUAGCUGUAUCAGAGGUUACUUCUGUGAAUUCUUCGAAUAUUUUAACUUCGUGGGCUGGGGCUGUGUCUAGUUCUGAACCCAUUAUUUCUAGAGAAAAUCAAAGAGAUGCAGAUUUAGAUGAGUCAGCUGUUGUGAAACCUGAAAGUUCUUUAAAUUCAACGAGUAAAAAGAGCCCAAAGGGCCCAUUACACGACCUGCUGGCAGAAGAAGUGUUGGCAAAAUCCAAGGAAAGAGAUGCAGAUGUUCCUGGCACUAUUUGUACGUCUUAUGCCAAUGUAACCACAACAAAUGUUGAACCUAUUGAUGAUGACAAUUUCAUUGAGGCUGAAAAAACUAAAAGGAGCCGAAAAAAGUCAGCCAAAGCGAAGGGCACGGGAGCAAAAGUUCUGGUUCCUGUUAACACUGCUAAUGCGCAUCCAAGGAAUUCCACCAAUUUUUCAAAAUUCAAACCUAGUGAGAGAAGCGGGCUUCUCUCUUGGUUCAAGGUGCUUUUUGUUUUUUUCAUCCAUCAUUUCAUCUCAUCUCAACCAUCACCGCCCGCCAUCUUUAUACAUCGCGUUCGCCGUCUACUAUCUAAACGCCGUCCUUCACCGACUUUCACCUCCGGCCGUCGUAGGUUCACCGUCAUAUCACCGGAGAUAGCUGCUAAAAGCUCUUCAGCUGCUAACAUUGCUGUGGUCGAUGAUGAAACCAAAGAGCUAAAGGGUGAGUCCCAACUUUCUGGUUCUUUCCCAGUGCAGAAACCAACUACACGGCCUGCGGAAAGUGCUUGGAAACCUGCUCCUGGCUUCAAGCCAAAGUCAUUAUUGGAAAUCCAAUUGGAAGAACAGAGGAAGGCUCAAACGGAGAUAGCUGUAUCAGAGGUUACUUCUGUGAAUUCUUCGAAUAUUUUAACUUCGUGGGCUGGGGCUGUGUCUAGUUCUGAACCCAUUAUUUCUAGAGAAAAUCAAAGAGAUGCAGAUUUAGAUGAGUCAGCUGUUGUGAAACCUGAAAGUUCUUUAAAUUCAACGAGUAAAAAGAGCCCAAAGGGCCCAUUACACGACCUGCUGGCAGAAGAAGUGUUGGCAAAAUCCAAGGAAAGAGAUGCAGAUGUUCCUGGCACUAUUUGUACGUCUUAUGCCAAUGUAACCACAACAAAUGUUGAACCUAUUGAUGAUGACAAUUUCAUUGAGGCUGAAAAAACUAAAAGGAGCCGAAAAAAGUCAGCCAAAGCGAAGGGCACGGGAGCAAAAGUUCUGGUUCCUGUUAACACUGCUAAUGCGCAUCCAAGGAAUUCCACCAAUUUUUCAAAAUUCAAACCUAGUGAGAGAAGCGGGCUUCUCUCUUGGUUCAAGGGUGUUGGAAUCGAUCCUUGUCACCAGCAGAGACCAUCGGUCCAUGCUCCUCCACCAUCCGCAGCAUCGUCUUCUCCAAUAUCUCAUCAUUCUCAUCAAGACAAGGUUCGUACUAUCUUCAUUUCGGGUCUGCCUGAAGAUGUCAAAGAGAGAGAGCUGCAAAUUUUGUUGAGAUGGCUCCCUGGUUAUGAAGUCUCGCAAGUGAGCUAUAAGGGUGAAAAGCCUAAGGCUUUUGUUCUUUUCUCUAAUGUCAAAUUUGCAGUUGCUGCCAAGGUUUCCCUUCAGGAGAUGGUUUUCGAUAUCAAGUUGAAGUCUUUUUUGCAUAUUGAGAUGGCAAAGAAGAAUCUGGUUGUUAAAAGAGGAAUAGGUAGAGAAUAUUAUCCUGUUCCUCCUGUUUUGCCAGUGUCGAAUUCAGCUCCAGUAGCGUUUCCAAGUUUUCAUGUGCCUGAUAAUUCUGGGGGUUGUGUUGAAAAGUCUGCUGCAAAUAUUGACAUCGGAUUGUCUUCUUCUCUUGGAGGGAGACAAAAGGCAGGAAAGAAUUCUUUAGUUCGAGCAUCUCCAGCUCUUCCUAUCGUUGAUAUUGAAGACGGAACCAAGGAGAGCGACAUGAAAGGCCUCUCCUUUGAAAAGUUUCCCGAAGUUUCGAGGAGGAGAAGAAAUGGGUUCCAAAAUUUGUCGAUGGAUGGUCAUCCAAGAAUCGGAAAUGGGUUUGUCACUUUUAUUGUUUUGCCAGAUACAAGUUUCUUGGAAUUUUGUUUGAAGCAAUCUAGAUCUGAGGCUGAGACACUUCUCGUGGAGAACUUCAUUGAAAAAUUUAUCAACUUUAAGGAGAUGCUGCCAGCUGAUGUGCUUGAGAUCGCUUUUCAAAGUCAACUUGAUAGAAAGUUCACAGAGACGGGAACCAGAAAUGUGAAUUCCGGAAAUACAAGCAUUGCGAAUUCCGACCAAGAUGUUGGAGUCGGCCCAGAUGGGCCUUCGGAGGGGGGAGGGAGGAAGAAAGGGAAGAAAGGAAAGAAAGUGAGCGCGGCUGUUUUGGGGUUCAACGUAGUCGGCAACCGGAUUAUGAUGGGCGAGAUUCAGACAGUAGAAGAUUGAUAAAUCAUGACUUCUUUUUGGGAGAUGACUACAGAUUUUUGAGACGUGGAGGUUAGUUGUAAAUACAUUUGGCUUUACUGUUUGUAAAAGUGAUUUUUUUUCA
Molecule: messenger RNA, 6589 nt
Organism: Hibiscus syriacus
Lineage: Eukaryota; Viridiplantae; Streptophyta; Magnoliopsida; Malvales; Malvaceae
Product: protein ESSENTIAL FOR POTEXVIRUS ACCUMULATION 1-like
Molecular function (GO): RNA binding; protein binding
Source: RefSeq, a predicted model, not a curated record